Messenger RNA from Beauveria bassiana ARSEF 2860, 1356 nucleotides. Its product is annotated as meiotically up-regulated 65 protein. The coding region runs from base 1 to 1356 and encodes 451 amino acids. The record is from RefSeq and is a predicted model, not a curated record. Gene Ontology annotation, cellular component: membrane. Lineage: Eukaryota; Fungi; Ascomycota; Sordariomycetes; Hypocreales; Cordycipitaceae. The transcript has a single exon.
AUGAAGCUCCGCACCUCACGUCGUGUGGCGGGUCUCAAGCCAGACGACUUUGACCAUGAAAUCUGCCUCGUCGACAAUGAUGGCACGGUAUCCCCGCACAACGGCCACCACUUUGCGCAAAUAGACAGGACCGCCACCAAUUCCAACCUCCUAACCCCCGACGCCGGAACUCGAAGAAGCAGCCGCACUCAAGGUAGUGCUGAUGAGCCGAAUACGUCUAGCAGGCGCCCCAGCCCCAGCGGGAGUCAUGAGGUAAUACUUGAGCAGCCCGAGGAGCAAGAUAAUCAGCGCAAUCCGAGACCUUCGCCAUCACAGCCCUCUAUUGAAGUACACGAUGCAACUCCUAUGCCUGAGCCUCGGCAGUACUCUAGCCCCAACAAGAGAGUCGACAACCGAGAUACUGCCAUCGAUAUUCUCUACGAAAACGAAAGAGGAUGCUUUUUAUGCGGCGCUGCCUUGUUUUCUUCGAAAGCGCUAGGCGGCUUGGAUCCUCCCGCAUGGACAAACGAAUUUCACAAGCCUUCCUUGACCGACAUUCAUACCGCUGAGGUUCCUGACCCGACGUGGGAGUGGGCUUGGCCAGAUUGGCGUAUCAAUCACCAAGAAGGAGUCGACGAGUUUGGCUGGGAAUAUUCCUUUGCAUUCCCUGGCGCGUUCUCCUGGCAUGGUGCCAAGUGGUGGAACUCAUUCGUGAGAAGACGAGCUUGGAUCCGGAGAAGAAUCAAGAAGCGUUGCGACCAUAAGCCUGACGAGCCUCACCUCCUCACCACCGACUAUUUUUCUGUGCGCCCAGCAUCAGAACGGACAAGACGUUCAGAUAGUAGUAUCAUAAGCCGGGACCCCAGCCGCGCAAGCACCGCGCGAGCAUCUACUGUGGAUUUCAUUGAAGAAGAACCCGACAUUUUCGACCUCCCGACUUUGAUGCGGACCCUUCGCUUCGCCCGCAUAGAUCGCGAGAAGAGAGAAGCAGUCGAAAACUACCUGGAGCAUGCCCAGGAUCUACCGGCCAUGCAGAGAAGCAUGCACGAAAUCAUGGGACUCUUCGUCUUCCAGGCUUCACGAAGAUUAUUGCUAUGCCAUCUCCUAAGCAAGUUCAAUGAAGCCACUCGGGACGCUGAGAAAGAGCCCACACCAGCCACAAAGAAUCGAAAAGACGCGCUAAAUGCAGCUCUCCGGCAUGCGGAUGAGGAAGUUCGUAAGCUAGCUUUCUGGAGCGACGUCAAGCACAUGGUUGCCUCGGGUGAAACGAGGAUCAAUUUGGAAGAUGACCGACAUCAAUUCUACGAGACUUUUCAAGGCAUCGACCAGAGUGGCCCAGCGCCACCCAACGGAGGCGAGCUUCCUGGCAAAUCAUGA